GGGCAAACCCUAAUCGAAAAUGGAGGAGGACGACAGGCUGGCGUUGGCGGGGAUAUCCGACUCGCCGCCGCGCCGGAAGGCGCAAUCGAUUAGCCAGCAGCUUAGGACGAGCACCGGCACGAACCACAAGCGCCACCACCAGCUCCGGAACCGGAGCCUCAACGAGAACCGGAUUUCGAACCACCAUCCCGCCGGCGGCGAGAGCGGCGCCGGGAUAUAUCCUCGUUCCGCGACGUCAGGUCCCGUGGGGUUCGUCAGUGAUCGCCUCGUCGAUUACCGUCAGUAUAGCCAGGGAAUGGGUGCAGCGGAGGACGGCGGCGGCGAUGGCUCUCAGAAUUGUCCGCUGACGGAGUUUACGGCGAGCGGCGGUGGAGCAGGAAUAUUUAAGGUGCCGAAGAGAGCGCCGGUGAACCCUAGCCGCCCGCCGUGCGUCGAACUCCGGCCACACCCUCUGAGGGAAACUCAGGUCGGAAGAUUUCUACGGACAAUCGCCAGCACAGAAACACAGCUAUGGGCAGGGCUGGAAUCAGGAGUGAGAGUAUGGAGCUAUUCGGAUACAUACAAGCCGGGGCUUGGGGUUGGAGGGAGGUUGCCGAGAGGCGACGAGGAUGCAGCUCCAUUUUGCGAAUCAACAAGCACAUCCCCAGCAAUGUGUAUGGUUGUCGAUCAAGGGGCUAAAUUGGUGUGGAGUGGGCAUAAAGACGGUAGAAUCCGAUGUUGGAAGAUGGAUCUUGAGCUCUCCGAUGACAAUACUUUCGAGGAAUGUCUUUCCUGGCAGGCGCAUCGAAAUCCUGUUCUUGCCCUGGAGAUUUCUUCUUAUGGCGAUAUCUGGUCGGGGACUGAGAAUGGAUACAUAAAAGUCUGGCCAUGGGAAGCUGUGGAAAAAUCAAUGUCUAUGUCGCCGGAGGAAAAACAUAUGGCUUCUCUGUUGGUCGAGAAAUCGAUUAUUGAUCUCAAAAGCCAAGCUGCGAAUAGUGGUCCUUGUAGUAUUCCUUCUUCCGAUGUUAAGUGUUUGCUAUCCGAUAACGUCCGAGGCAGAAUCUGGGGUGUUUGUUCUAUGGCCUUCUCGCUAUGGGAUGCUCGUACACGAGAGCUUCUAAAAGUAUUCAACAUAGAGGGCCAGGUGGAGAAUCGAGUCGAGACGCCAACAGCUCAAGAUCAAGGGUGCGAAGAUGAGACAAAUGUUAAGGUCGUUUCGAAGCCUAAGAAGGAGAAAUCGCAAAGCUUUUUGCAGCGGUCUCGGAACGCUUUAAUAGGCGCUGCAGACGCAGUUCGCAGAGCAACAAAGGGGAGUUUUACCGAAGAGAAGAAAACAGAAGCUAUAGUGCUUGCAUCCAACGGCUCUAUCUGGACCGGAUCUUCGAAUGGCUUAUUGAUCCAAUGGGAUGGGAAUGGCAACCGUUUGCAAGACUUCACUCAUCAUCCUUGUGGUAUUCUAUGCUUUUGCUCGUACGGGUCGAGAAUAUGGGUUGGCUACGUGAGCGGUAUGGUGCAGUUGCUCGACCUUGAAGGAAAGCUUCUUGCAAGCUGGGUGGCGCAUAAUGGAUCGGUUAUAAAGUUAGUCGUAGGCAAUGGUUCGAUUUAUAGUUUGGCAACUCAUGGUGGUAUACGGGGAUGGAACAUUUCGUCGCCAGAACAAGUGGAUAGCAUAGUUCGAUCUGAAUUAGCUGACAAAGAAAUGACGUAUACGAGGUUGGAGAAUAUAAGAAUCUUAGUCGGGACAUGGAAUGUUGGCCAAGAAAAGGCUUCUCGUGAUUCCAUCAAGUCGUGGCUCGGUUCUGCAGUAUCGGAUGUUGGCAUCGUAGUUGUUGGACUGCAAGAAGUCGAAAUGGGAGCUGGUUUUCUAGCGAUGUCUGCCGCGAAAGAAAGCGUAGGGAUCGAAGGAAGUGCUACCGGCCAGUGGUGGCAAGAUCGCAUAGGUGAAGUUUUGGACGAAGAAUCUAUAUUCGAACGUGUGGGUUCUCGGCAAUUGGCUGGUCUAAUGAUAGCAAUAUGGGUGAGAAAGACUCUCCGGACUCAUGUUGGGGAUCUCGACGUCGCAGCAGUUGCUUGUGGAUUCGGCCGCGCAAUUGGGAACAAGGGAGGGGUUGGUUUGAGAUUGAGGGUAUUCGAUCGAAUCAUAUGUUUCGUGAACUGUCAUCUAGCUGCUCAUUUGGAAGCAGUGAAUCGUCGAAACGCUGAUUUCGAUCAUAUAUAUCGGACGAUGAAUUUCAUCCGAGCAUCUAGCAAUCUCGGCAACGCUGCUGGUAUGCUGCGCAACCUGUACUUGUCUUGCACUAUUGUCUUCUCCACGUAUUUAUUUUGGCUGCUUUAUUCUUGUGGCUGGCCAUGGAUCCUCUGUAUUGCAGCCAGCGUUUCAUCUGCUGCUCAGAUGCUUCGCUCCCCAAAUGUCACAGAAGAAACUCCUGAUGAGGACAGGCCAGAUCUUGCUGAAGCAGAUAUGGUCAUUUUCUUCGGCGAUUUUAAUUAUCGCUUAUUCGGUAUCUCAUACGACGAAGCUAGAGACUUCGUUUCUCAAAGGAGCUUCGAUUGGCUCCGCGAGAAAGAUCAGCUGAGAGCUGAGAUGAAGGCUGGUAAAGCUUUUCAAGGAAUGCGCGAGGCGAUCAUCAAAUUCCCGCCUACUUAUAAAUUCGAACGCGGAAAGCCUGGAUUAGGAGGGUAUGAUUCGGGUGAGAAGAAGCGAAUCCCGGCAUGGUGUGAUAGAGUAUUGUAUCGGGACAACCGAUCAUUCCCUCUCGAACAAUGUAGCCUCGUCUGCCCUAUUGUGGCUUCUAUAUUCGAGUACGGGGCGUGCAUGGACGUGACUGAAAGCGAUCAUAAGCCGGUGCGCUGCAAGUUCCAUUUGGAAAUUGCUCAUGUCGAUCGAUCAAUAAGGAGGGAAGAGUUCGGGACUAUACUUCAGUCGAACGAUAAUAUACGGUCCAGCCGAGAAGCACUUCGAUUUGUUCCCGAAACGAGCAUCAGUGCCGAAAGAAUCACUCUACAGAACCACGAAUCAUCCGGUUUGAAAAUCACUAACAGAAGCGGGAAAGACAUCGUUUUCUUUGAAAUUAGAUGUCUCGGCCAAUCGAUCGCGGCAGAGGACGAAGUAGCUUCCGAUGUCCUCCCCAGAGGCGCACUCGGUUUGCCUCGAUGGCUCGAGGUCUUUCCUGCUGCCGGCAUGAUAAAUCCCGAUCAAGCUAUAGAGAUCUCGAUACGGCACGAAGACUUCCAUGCGCAGGAAGAGCUCGGCGGUGACGGGUUUCCUCAAAGCUGGUGGUGCGAGGACACUCAGGAUAAAGAAGUGGUUCUGUUAGUGUCCGUACGAGGAAGUUGCUCGACGGAGGCGAGGACUCAUCGAACAAUUGUGCAGCACCAUUUCUCGGGCGAUAUUUGCGUGAAUUCGAAAGGCAACUUCUUGGGGGAUCUUUCCGCGAACCCGAAGGGCAAUGGUAGCACAAAGCGCAGCGGAAGUUCCAACCGGAGAUCUCACUAACACGUAUUGAACAUUCGUCGAUAAUUAUUUCAUGCAGCAAAAUAUACAUAUAUAAGAGGUAUAUUAUUUUCAUUCCUUCUUAUCCUCUAGAGAUGAGAUGAGAUGAUCGUUGAUCAUGUAUUGAUUUAAUUUUAACUAAGCAAUUAGUUUUUAGUUUAAUUGUUGAUAAGAUAAUGUAGUUUUAGAUUUCGACCUUUCGAUUCGA
This is a messenger RNA of Andrographis paniculata, 3680 nucleotides long. Its product is annotated as type I inositol polyphosphate 5-phosphatase 12-like. The transcript has 11 exons. Bases 20 to 3475 code for a protein of 1151 amino acids. Lineage: Eukaryota; Viridiplantae; Streptophyta; Magnoliopsida; Lamiales; Acanthaceae. Gene Ontology annotation, biological process: phosphatidylinositol dephosphorylation. Gene Ontology annotation, molecular function: protein binding; phosphatase activity. The record is from RefSeq and is a predicted model, not a curated record.